Molecule: messenger RNA, 2644 nt
Organism: Dufourea novaeangliae
Lineage: Eukaryota; Metazoa; Arthropoda; Insecta; Hymenoptera; Halictidae
Gene: mub
Product: poly(rC)-binding protein 3
Exons: 8
Coding region: 345-2036 (563 amino acids)
Biological process (GO): regulation of gene expression; regulation of RNA metabolic process
Cellular component (GO): cytoplasm; nucleus
Molecular function (GO): mRNA binding
Source: RefSeq, a predicted model, not a curated record
AAGAGAGAACGAACUAGACUCGUUCGCGUUCCGCCGAGGUGGUGCAGUUUUCCAGUGUCGCGUAGAGUGUAGUGUUUUUCUUCCUUUCCCCCCGUUUCUGUGGAUCGAGUGUAGUGUGCGUCGAUGAGGCGAGCCAGUUCUAUCCCCGAUGAUUAAGGAGUGCAUUUAGUGCAAGGACUGAGCAUACCUGGGAGCGUUUGAGAAGCACGUCCCCCGAGACCCCUCCAGCCAAAGUCACUCGCCUAACCUCUCCCCUGUCCUCCUUAUCCUCCUCCACACCCUUUCCCUCCGCAAAUCUCGAGAAGAAAACCUCCCAUCGUAAUCACAGAAUCCGCGACUUCGUUAUGGACGGUAUGGAUCCCAAACCAGCCUUGAACGACGACCCCUCGGUCACCCUGACCAUCCGCCUGAUUAUGCAGGGCAAGGAGGUCGGAAGUAUCAUUGGAAAGAAAGGAGAGAUCGUCAAAAGGUUCCGCGAGGAGUCUGGUGCAAAGAUCAACAUCUCCGAUGGAUCUUGCCAGGAGCGGAUAGUAACCGUCACCGGGCCAACGAACGCGAUCUUCAAAGCGUUCACGUUAAUAUGCAAGAAGUUCGAGGAAUGGUGCUCGCAGUUCCACGACAACAACCAAGGUGGCGGUGGCGCGACCAGACCGCCGAUCACGCUCAGGCUGAUCGUGCCCGCGUCCCAGUGCGGCUCCCUUAUCGGUAAAGGUGGAUCGAAGAUCAAGGAGAUUCGCGAAGUGACCGGUGCCUCGAUUCAAGUCGCCUCCGAAAUGCUGCCCAAUUCUACGGAACGUACUGUUACCAUAUCUGGCACCAGCGAGGCCAUCACACAGUGCAUAUAUCACAUCUGCUGUGUUAUGCUAGAGUCCCCUCCCAAAGGUGCCACGAUCCCUUAUCGCCCCAAACCCCAAGUUAGUGGGCCAGUGAUCCUGGCUGGUGGGCAAGCCUACACCAUCCAGGGUAAUUACGCGGUGCCCGCUCACUCGGACGUAAGUACAGUAUUGCCAUUGUCCGCGCCCGCUGCCGGGCCCACCCCGCCCUCGCUGAACACCCAAACUUUGACGACUUCGCCCUUCGCGGCCCACCCCUCCUCCUCGGCCUUCGCCGCUUCUCACGGGCAACCGCUCCUAUCCACGGCCCACCUUACCUCACCACAUCUUCCUCUCCACCCGAGCCCCUUACACGCCAGCGUGGCAGGCCUCGCCGACCCCCUGCUGAAGAGUGGACACUUGCAGGCAGCCCUCCCGCCCGCACACCUCGUGGCAGACGCCAUGGGAAAGCUCGGUAGCAAUCCAUUGGCCGGACUCGCCGCUCUCGGCCUGGGAGGCCUCGCCACACCUGCCAACACCGGCGGACUUAAUCCAGCAGGUGAGUCACUGGCAGCGCUGGCCGGCAGUCAGCUGCGCACCAGCAACACAAACAGGCAACAGCCAGCGGCGAACAAUCAGACGCACGAGCUGACCGUGCCGAACGAGCUGAUCGGCUGUAUCAUCGGCAAGGGGGGCAGCAAGAUCGCGGAGAUCCGUCAGAUCUCCGGCGCUGUGAUCAGAAUCAGUAACUGCGAGGAGAGGGAGGGCGGCGCCACGGAUCGUACGAUCACCAUCACCGGAAAUCCGGACGCCGUCGCAUUGGCACAAUAUCUCAUCAAUAUGAGUGUUGAACUGCAGAAAGCUAACCUAGAGGCCCAAAAUACCCAAACCCCUGGCAGCGGUACCACUCCCGGGGCAUCCGGGGCCAGUGCUUCUCCCUCUACCACCACUACCACUGCCUCUCCCUUGGCCAGCGCCAUUCCCUUGGCUCAGCUGCUAAGCAAGCCAGGCGCCCUCAACGCCCUAUCUAGCCUCACCGCCCUCGGCGGACUCACGGAAUUGCUAGGUGGUGCUGCUGGUGCGGCUGCAUCCGCGCUGCCUGUUCAGACAACCGGCGUGCACCGGUCGCACAAGUUCACGCCGAGGCUACGUAGCCCUGGCGCACCGGGACCGACCGACAGUGGGAAAUUCAAAUCCGAGCGCACCAAGUACAACCCGUACUGAGCCAAUGGACGACAGCCCACGGAGAGACGCGACAGGGAGAUCAUUACACAUUCUACCACACGCAUUACCAAUAAUCACCACCAACAACAACAACAAUUACCGAACCACACACACACGGAACACGAAAUUUACAUCGGAGAAACGUGCGUACGGACGCCAGGGUAGCGCGAGUCCGGAUCAAGACUUGGCUAAGGAUCGGACCACGAUUUUUUCAAUGGACCUACUACUACUUCUGCUUCUUGAUGGUAGGGUAAGGACAAGUAGACCGACCACAGUGAGGAUCGUUCGCCCCCUGUAAACGAUCUGUUUUAAACUCUUCGGGGCUAGAGAUGUAUUCUGCCCAUUGGUCUUUCUUGGUGUGGUUACCCUGAAAGUGCAUUUUUUUUUUCUGAUGUACAGGGUGUAGCUGACGUAGGGUAGACUUUGGUAGAGCAUGCUAUUUGUCUUAGGGACGGAGGGAGGUCCGACGAGUGUGGAUUCGGAAGUUCUUACCUUUUUCAAGUAGAUUGCCAUGCGUUUGGUGGAGAGGUUAACGAGUGUGCUUCACAAACUUGUUCGCUGUCCGAACCUGCGAGCGUGUAUUUCUAGAGAUGUGUGAGAUUUUUAUA